GUAUGUGUUGUCAUAUAGGUUGACAGUUUAAAAAACCGCAUUUUACAAUGUCUCUAGUCGACUUACUUAUGAACAGCAGUAGGAGCAAUGUGACGAACGAAUUGGUAUAUGUAUUAUAUAAGCUUGAGCAGUCUAUUUCUGUAGCUUGGAAAGUCAAGGCGCAUCUCAUAAUAAGCGCACUAUGAUGCUGAUGUAGUUAAGAAGAGUCUGUGUGACAACGGUCAACCAACCGAUGCCUUACUUUCCGCCUGCGUUAAUCUUGAGAGUUUAGUGUUUCGCUAUUAAUUCAAGUUGAAAUAAUACGUUCAGUGUGGUGUUUGUUGAGAAAGAAAUCAAAACUUUGUAAAUAGAGGAAAAUUGGCCAAGCUAGAAAUGCAUGAACAAGACCAAGAAUCCCAGGCGAUGCAACUACAAAGCACGAGAACCUGUCAAAGGUCCGAUCUGCAAAAAUGGCCCGAUAUGAUAAGAGAUUUCAUCAUGCCUGCCGUAUGCGCGGGGGUAGCAACAUGCUUUUGACUCGUCUCCAGUUCGCACGCACUUCUUUUUCCUCUGUGCCUCAUCACUACAGAACUACAAUUCUUCGCACCAUGGCAACCAUGAAAGCAGUCGUUGUUGAACAGCCCGGUGCUCCUGACAAGUUGGUUUACAAGGACAUUCCUCGUCCACAGGCCAAUGAAAACACGGUUGUCAUUAAGAACCACGCUAUCGGUAUCAACUACAUUGAUACUUAUCAUCGAAGCGGUCUUUAUGCUCUUCCUUUGCCUUUUGUUGUGGGCCGCGAGAGUGCUGGCGAAAUUACAGAAGUUGGCUCUGGCGUUAAUGAUUUCAAAGUUGGUGAUCGCGUCGUAUACGUUGGUGGCGAGACUUAUUCAGAGUACACCGAGGCCAAGCUUGCGAGCAUCGAAAAAAUCACUAGUGAUGUGUCGUUCGAGACGGCUGCUGCCGUAGGUCUUCAAGGACUGACUGCGCUAACGCUUGUUCGUCAUUGCUAUCCAGUCCAAAAAGGAGAUAACAUACUUGUACAUGCGGCAAGUGGUGGUGUCGGCCUUUUGUUAUGUCAACUCGGUCGAUAUUUGGGUGCUACUGUGAUUGGCACUGUUAGCACACCCGAAAAAGCUGCACUGGCGCGCGAGAAUGGUGCUGACCAUGUCAUCAUCUAUACCAAAGAAUCAGUCGUCGACAAAGUGAACGAGAUUACAAAUGGGUUGGGUUGUCACGCUGUGCUGGACGGUGUUGGCAAGUCCACAUGGGAAACGUCUUUGCAAUGUACACGUCGCCUUGGAACCAUGGUUUCAUUUGGAAAUGCAUCUGGCGUGGUUCCCCCGGUUUCUAUUUCAAUCCUGGCUCAAAAGAAUCUAAAACUGAUGCGACCACAGGUGUUUGGAUUCCUGGCCACGCGAGAAGAGUCAAAGAGAUGGUGGGGUGAACUUUUUGACCUGCUUGCUAAGGAUGUCAUCAAGACGAACAUUUACAAGGUUUAUGAUUUGAAGGAUGCCCAACAAGCCCACAUUGAUAUCGAAAGCCGAAAAACUACCGGCAAACUUUUGCUUAAGCCAUAGAUGACUUUAGCCGCGUUGUAUCAUAUGAAAGGAAACUGCACAUCAACAGUAUGUAUGCAAAAUAAACCAUUUCUAGGGAGUCUAUUUUCUUAGAUACAUUAUAC
Messenger RNA from Zychaea mexicana, 1663 nucleotides. RefSeq lists its product as uncharacterized. Lineage: Eukaryota; Fungi; Mucoromycota; Mucoromycetes; Mucorales; Lichtheimiaceae. Bases 450 to 1559 code for a protein of 369 amino acids. Gene Ontology annotation, molecular function: quinone reductase (NADPH) activity; zinc ion binding. Gene Ontology annotation, biological process: cellular response to oxidative stress. Gene Ontology annotation, cellular component: cytoplasm. The transcript has 5 exons. The record is from RefSeq and is a predicted model, not a curated record.